Myotis brandtii (Brandt's bat) is the source of this 4240-nucleotide messenger RNA. RefSeq names its product BMS1 ribosome biogenesis factor (gene BMS1). Gene Ontology annotation, molecular function: GTP binding; U3 snoRNA binding; GTPase activity. The transcript has 23 exons. Gene Ontology annotation, cellular component: nucleus; 90S preribosome. Gene Ontology annotation, biological process: maturation of SSU-rRNA from tricistronic rRNA transcript (SSU-rRNA, 5.8S rRNA, LSU-rRNA); ribosome biogenesis; endonucleolytic cleavage of tricistronic rRNA transcript (SSU-rRNA, 5.8S rRNA, LSU-rRNA). NCBI's taxonomy places the organism in Eukaryota, Metazoa, Chordata, Mammalia, Chiroptera, Vespertilionidae. The coding region runs from base 120 to 3953 and encodes 1277 amino acids. The record is from RefSeq and is a predicted model, not a curated record.
UUUCCCGCCGGCGGGUGGAGUAAGGGCGUAGGACGCCUUUCCGGUUCCGGAGUGGUCCACGCGAGGCUGAGCAGGAGCACCUGUGAGCUCGGUUAGUUGUGAAUUGGUAAAAAGUCACUAUGGAGACCAAGGACCAGAAGAAACACAGAAAGAAAAACAGCGGGCCCAAAGCUGAAAAGAAAAAGAAACGGCAUUUGCAAGACCUCCAACUUGGAGAUGAGGAAGAUGCCCGGAAGAGAAACCCCAAAGCUUUUGCAGUCCAGUCUGCUGUGCGGAUGGCUCGAUCCUUUCACAGGACUCAGGAUUUGAAGACAAAAAAGCACCAUAUUCCAGUGGUUGAUCGAACUCCACUAGAGCCUCCACCAAUAGUGGUGGUGGUGAUGGGGCCUCCGAAAGUUGGCAAGAGCACUUUGAUUCAGUGCCUCAUUCGGAACUUCACCAGGCAGAAGCUCACAGAGAUCAGAGGCCCUGUAACAAUUGUGUCAGGUAAAAAGCGCAGACUCACCAUUAUUGAAUGUGGAUGUGACAUUAACAUGAUGAUUGACCUGGCUAAAGUAGCAGAUUUGGUUCUGAUGCUCAUAGAUGCCAGCUUCGGGUUUGAAAUGGAAACAUUUGAGUUUCUAAACAUCUGUCAAGUACACGGCUUUCCUAAAAUUAUGGGCGUUCUCACUCAUCUAGAUUCCUUCAAGUAUAAUAAGCAACUGAAGAAGGCGAAGAAGCGAUUGAAGCACAGGUUCUGGACAGAAGUCUACCCGGGUGCCAAGCUGUUCUACCUUUCUGGAAUGGUACAUGGAGAAUAUCAAAACCAAGAAAUUCACAAUCUGGGCCGUUUUAUUACAGUUAUGAAGUUUAGGCCUCUGACAUGGCAGACAUCUCACCCUUAUAUCCUGGCAGACAGGAUGGAAGAUUUGACAAACCCAGAAGAUAUCCGAACGAAUGCCAAGUGUGACCGAAAGGUGUCUCUUUAUGGUUAUUUAAGAGGAGCACAUAUGAAAAAUAAAAGCCAAAUUCACAUGCCAGGUGUAGGAGAUUUUGCUGUGAGUGACAUCAGUUUCCUACCAGACCCCUGUGCCCUUCCUGAACAGCAAAAGAAGCGCUGCUUAAAUGAAAAGGAGAAGUUGGUUUAUGCACCUCUCUCUGGAGUUGGCGGUGUGCUGUAUGAUAAAGAUGCUGUCUAUGUCGACCUUGGUGGCAGCCACGGCUUCCAGGAAUCGGACGAGGCAAGGCCCACCCAUGAACUGGUCCAGAGUCUCAUUUCCACCCAUUCCACUAUUGAUGCCAAGAUGGCUUCAAGUAGAGUGACACUUUUUUCUGAUUCCAAACCACUGGGGUCAGAGGAUAUAGAUAAUCAAGGGCUGUGGAUGCCAAAAGAGGAAAAGCAGGUGGAUUUAAAAACUGGUCGAGUACGUCGAAAAGCCAUUUUUGGAGGCGAGGAAGAUGAGUCUGGGGAUAGUGAUCCUGAAGAUGAUGAAGAAAUGUCUGAAGGUGACAGGUUGGAAAAUAGCUCUAGUGAUGAAACAGAAGAGGAAGAAGAUGAUGAAGUGACUGGUAAAGUCUAUAUAGCUGACAAAGGUGCCAAACGGCAGAGACUUGAGAUGGAAGAAGACACCGAGAUAGAUUUGCCAGCAUUUGCUGACAGUGAUGAUGACCUGGAGAGGAGCUCAGAGGAUGAAGGAGAAGUAGAGGAAGCUGAUGAAAGCAGUGAAGAAGAGGGCUCCAGUGCAGGAGAGAGGGAUAUUUUAGACUCUGAGGCUUUAGAAAAAGGCAGUAAACACAGUAAUGGUCUGAGUGACCGUUUGAAUCUGGAGAAGACAAUGAAAAAAGCAGCCCUCACGACUUCAGAUUCCGGCCAUUGCACAGCUGAAGAGGCAUUUGCAUCUGAAGAUGAAUCAGAAGGAAACUCCUCUCUCAGUACAGAGGAAAUGGACUCAGAAAAUGAAGCACCUAUUAGGAAGAAGUUUCCAAAGCCUCACGUGGUCAGUGGUCAGAAACGGGAGUCAGAGAGCUUGACUGAUGAGACCAGUGAUAUAGAAGACUUACUCAAAGAGGAAGAAGAGUACAAGGAAGCAAGUAAUUAUUCCACAGAAACUUCAGGUGCCCUCAAAUGGAAGGAAGACCUUUCCAGGAAGGCAGCUGAGGCCUUCCUGAGGCAGCAACAAGCAACGCCAAAUCUCCAGAAGCUUAUUUAUGGGACAGUGACAGAGGAUAAUGAAGAAGAUGAUGAUGCCAGGGAGGAGCUUGGAGGGUUGUUUCGUGUCAGCCAGCCUGCCAGAGAGUGUAAGUACAAGGCUGACUCUUUGGACUGCUCCAGAUUUCACUUGGAGGUGCCCCAUGAUUGGGAUUUAGAGGAGGUUAUGAACAGUAUCAGAGACUGCUUCGUGACUGGGAAGUGGGAAGAGGAUAAAGAUGCAGCCAAGAUCUUAGCAGAAGAUGAGGAGCUCUAUGGUGACUUUGAAGACUUGGAAACAGGGGACGUGCACAAGGGAAAAUCAAGCCUGGAUACUCAGACUGAAGAUGUAGAGGAAGAAGUAAAGGAAGAAAUUGACUCCUCUGCAGAGGAAAGUGCCAAGAAAAAGCAUUUGGAUAAGAAGAGAAAAUUGAAGGAGAUGUUUGAUGCAGAGUAUGAUGAAGGAGAAAGCACGUACUUUGAUGAUCUUAAAGGGGAAAUGCAUAAACAAGCACAGCUUAACCGAGCAGAAUUUGAAGACCAAGAUGAUGAAGCCAGAGUUCAAUAUGAGGGUUUUCGACCUGGGAUGUAUGUCCGAAUUGAGAUAGAGAAUGUCCCCUGUGAAUUCGUGCUUAACUUUGACCCCCAUUACCCAAUUAUUUUGGGUGGUUUGGGCAAUAGUGAGGGCAGUGUUGGAUAUGUACAGAUGCGUCUGAAGAAACAUCGUUGGUAUAAGAAAAUUCUCAAGUCCCGAGAUCCAAUCAUUUUUUCUGUAGGGUGGAGGAGGUUUCAGACCAUCCCACUGUAUUAUAUCGAAGACCACAAUGGAAGACAAAGGCUUCUAAAAUACACCCCUCAGCACAUGCAUUGUGGAGCAGCCUUUUGGGGUCCUAUUACUCCACAAGGAACUGGAUUCUUGGCAGUACAGUUUGUCGAUGGCACAACACCUGAUUUCCGGAUAGCUGCCACAGGAAUUGUUCUUGAUUUGGAUAAAUCCAUAAAAAUUGUGAAGAAAUUAAAGCUAACUGGCUUUCCAUAUAAAAUUUUCAAGAAUACUUCAUUCAUUAAGGGAAUGUUUAAUUCUGCCUUAGAAGUGGCCAAAUUUGAAGGUGCUGUGAUCCGCACUGUCAGUGGAAUAAGGGGACAGAUCAAGAAAGCUCUCCGAGCUCCCGAAGGUGCUUUCCGGGCCACCUUUGAGGACAAGUUGCUGAUGAGUGAUAUUGUCUUCAUGAGAACUUGGUAUCCUGUCUCCAUUCCAGCCUUCUAUAACCCAGUAACAUCUUUGUUGAAACCAGUUGGUGAGAAAGAUACCUGGUCAGGAAUGCGGACAACUGGUCAACUCCGGCUCGCUAAUCGUGUCAAACUGAAGCCCAACAAGGAUUCUCUGUAUAAGCUGAUUGUGAGGCAAAAGAAACAUUUUAAUUCACUACACAUUCCGAAAGCCUUACAGAAGGCCCUGCCCUUUAAGAACAAGCCUAAGACCCAAGCAAAGGCAGGCAAGAUACCAAAGGACAGGCAGAGACCAGCUGUCAUACGGGAGCCUCACGAAAGAAAGGUCCUUGCGCUGCUGGAUGCUCUGAGUACAGUGCACCGUCAGAAGAUGAGGAAGGCCAAGGAGCAGCGGCACCUGCACAAUAAAGAGCACUUCAAAGCAAAGCAGAAGGAGGAAGAAGAGAAACUGAAGCGGCAGAAGGAUCUCAGGAAGAAGCUCUUUCGAAUUCAGGGUCAAAAAGAAAAAAGAAAUCAGAAGUCCAGCCUGAAGGGGCCUACGGAGCAGUUGAAAUGAGCUCCAGACUGUCAUUGGGUCUGCAGGGAUGGGUGGUUUCAAGUAUUGUAGCCCUUGUCAGUGACAGGUAGGGGCACUAGAGCCAAGAAAGAUCUCCGCUGGAUUCAUCUCCCAUACUGUGCCUUUGAGAAGAGAAAUGGAAAUCUGCUGAUAGGAUACCUGUUUGUUCUCAACAUCUGGGUUAUGUCAAGAUUUAAAGCAGUAUAAUUUGUGCCCAGCCACUGUGGCUCAGUGGAGCAUCAGCCUGUGAACCAGGAGGUCAGGGUUCAAUUUCUGGUCAGGGCACA